Molecule: messenger RNA, 2046 nt
Organism: Helobdella robusta
Lineage: Eukaryota; Metazoa; Annelida; Clitellata; Rhynchobdellida; Glossiphoniidae
Exons: 12
Coding region: 7-1449 (480 amino acids)
Biological process (GO): GABA catabolic process
Molecular function (GO): succinate-semialdehyde dehydrogenase (NAD+) activity
Source: RefSeq, a predicted model, not a curated record
UCAUUAAUGAAAGAGAAAGCUUUCAGAAAUAAUUCAUGGGUCGAUGCUCAUAGUGGAAAAACAUUUGAUGUCCUAAAUCCGUCUACUGGAAAAGUAAUAGCAAGAGUGCCAGAUCAAAAUACAGACGACCUUCUUGACUACAUAAAGGACGCCGACUGGGCAUUUAAUAAGUGGAGGAGUCUGACUGCAGAGAACAGAAGUAAUUUCUUGAAGAAAUGGUUUAGACUCAUAGAGGAAAAUAAAGAAGAUCUGGCAAAAUUAAUCACCAUCGAAAAUGGUAAGCCACUAGCUGACGCCAGAGCUGAAGUCAGUUACUCCGCUGGUUAUGUUGAAUGGUUUGCAGAGGAAGGUAGAAGGGUUUAUGGCGACAUCAUUCCAUCUGGUUCUACCUCCAAACGUUAUCUGGUUCUUAAGCAGCCUGUAGGUGUCACUGGAAUGAUUACUCCGUGGAACUUUCCAAGUGCCAUGAUCACCAGGAAGGUGGCAGCAGCUCUGGCAGUCGGGUGCACCACGAUCAUCAAACCUUCCGAAGAGACUCCUCUUUCUGCCCUUGCCCUCUGCCAGUUAGCGCAGCAAGCUGGUUUCCCAGAUGGGGUCAUAAACGUGUUGACCUGCUCGAAGGGGAACGCCCCGGCGGUGGGAGGAGCCAUGUGCAACAGUCCAAUCAUAUCCAAAAUAUCAUUCACAGGAUCAACCUAUGUCGGAAAGAUCCUGAUCAAAAACUCGGCAGAAACGGUGAAAAAACUUUCGCUGGAGCUCGGCGGCAAUGCACCGUUCAUAGUUUUCAACGGGGCUGACCUCGAUUUGGCCGUCAAGGGGGUCAUUGCUGGAAAGUUUAGGUGCAGUGGACAGACGUGCAUAAGUCCGAAUCGACUGUUGGUGCAGUGUGAGAUUCACGAUGAAUUUGUCGAGAAGUUGAAGGGGGCUGUCUCCAAACUGAAGCUAGGGGAUGGUAUGGAUUCCGCCUGCACACAGGGCCCUCUUAUUAACAGGGCCUCCGUUGAUAAGGUUCUCGAACAUAUAAAAGAUGCAGUGUCUAAAGGCGCCAAAAUCGUUUUGGGAGGUAAAUCGCCAGGUCAGAAAUCAAAUUUUAUGGAGCCGACCAUCUUAACUAACGUUAACGUCAACUGUUUAUGCUGCCAGGAUGAAACAUUUGGUCCGCUGGUUCCUAUUGUCAGAUUUAUAGAGGAAGAUGACGCCAUAUUAAUUGCCAAUCAAUGUACAUCUGGUCUUGCCAGUUACAUCUUCUCAUCUGACAUCUCCCAAAUUUGGAGGGUAUCCGAAAAACUGCAAACGGGGAUGGUCGGGAUCAAUGAUGCUGCCAUUUCCGCUGUCCAGGUGCCGUUCGGGGGAGUCAAGGAAUCCGGAUACGGAAGGGAGGGAUCCAAAUAUGGCGUCGAUGAUUAUCUUAACAUUAAGUAUCUUUGUAUGGGAGAAUUAAACAUUUAGUUUUAUUUUUUAGUUUUUUUUUCUAGUUUGAUCAACUGAUCGUUGUUGUUUAAUUAAUAAUUUAAAUUGAAUUUAUAAUUGUAUAUAAAUCGUUAUUAAGGACAACUAUUUUAAUUGUUUUGUUACAGCCGGUUCAGUUAUAGCAGUUAACACAAACGUUUAUAUUAAUACUUCUUUUGUUACUAUUCCAGAAGCUCGCUUUAUACGUAAUCGUUCUAUUCUAUACAUACAAUUGUAUUAGUUGAUAUGUAUUUGAAUUUUUUUUUUAAUUUUCAAAUCAUUUAUUUAUUACAGAGCUGCUAUAUUUUUUUUAAUCUUCAUUUCUUAUCAGAAAGAACACCUUGAUAUACUUGAGCGCAAAUAAGAACAUUAUUAAUUAAUCAGUUAAUUAAUUAAUUGAUUAGUUAAUUAGUUAAUUGAUUGGUUAGUUAAUUACAAUCUAUAAACGUAUUUAUGAUGCAAUUAUCUUAGCAAUACUAUGAGCAGAUUUUAUGUACUAACGUAACGAAAAAUAGUAAAAAUAUGAUUAAAAUAUACAUUGUUAUUUCAAGUGCACAAUGACAAAACGAUCAACAAUAAACAUUUUUUGCUUAUGAA